GAGAGAGUAGGAUGAACAGCGCGCGGAGAGCGGAGCAGGUUGGUGUGAAGAAUGACGGCGGCGGUCACCCACAGCCGUCCGCCCGCCGCUCACAGCAGCGCGUUUUUGCUCGCGACUGGAUGACGAUCCGCUUUGGAUACUAUAAGGAAUUCUCAGAGCGACAGAGGAGGUAGAUGUGGAGAAUCACCAAGAUACCGUCAAAACAAGGAGGAACAGGAGAGAAAAACUGCCACCAGAAGAAGAAAGGACAUCUGAGAUGUAACUGCACUGCCUCAAAAAAAAAAAAGACUACAAUAAAAAGGAGUUUUGGAACAAAAACUACUCAAGCUCAAACAUGGAUAACUUCAGUUUUCCCAGUGAAGUGGUGAGUUUAUUAGAGCUUCAUUUAAAUUCCUCUGGGAACUCUACCAGUAAGUACUCCCUGCCCACUAUCAUAGGACUUGCAGGACUGGUAAGUUUCCUCAUCUUGUUUACUAUAGUUGGGAAUGUGCUGGUUGUGAUUGCCGUUUUAACGAGCAGAGCCCUCAAACCACCCCAAAACCUCUUCCUUGUGUCCCUGGCCACUGCCGACAUCCUGGUGGCCACCCUGAUAAUGCCUUUUUCGCUAGCUAACGAACUAAUGGGUUACUGGUUCUUCGGGAAAGUUUGGUGCGAUAUCUACCUGGCACUGGACGUUCUUUUCUGCACGUCAUCCAUCGUACACCUGUGCGCCAUAAGCUUGGACAGGUACUGGUCCGUGACACAGGCGGUCGAGUACAACCUGAAGCGGACCCCUCGCAGAGUGAAGGGGAUGAUCGUGGUGGUGUGGCUGAUCUCGGCCGUCAUCUCCUUCCCGCCGCUCAUAUCCAUGGACCGGAAGGACCAGGAGAUCAACGUGAAGCCACAAUGCGAGAUCAACGACCACACGUGGUACAUCCUCUACUCAAGUAUUGGCUCCUUCUUCGCUCCUUGUGUUAUCAUGAUCCUCGUCUACAUCCGGAUCUACCAAGUGGCUAAGACACGAACCCGGAGCAUGUCAGAGAAGCGCAAGGACCCGGAUGGCGGUGCCGAGGCGCCGCGCCUGGAGAACGGUCUGAGCCAGGAUGACUUGAGCCGGGAGAACGGGCACUGCACCUCGCCGCCACCUGGCGAGCCCAAGCAUGGGGAGGAGGAGCAAGACGUGGACUUGGACGACAGCAGCUCCUCCGACGAGAAGGCCAAACAGCCGCACCACGAGGUGACUUCAAGCCGGAAGGACCGCAGGGCCAGCCGCAAGAACAGCUCCAGCUCCAAGCAUUCCAGUCGCAAGUCCCGUGCCAGCAGCAAGUCUCUGGACUUGUUUUCUUCCAGAAGGAAGCGGAGGAACACCAUGUCCAGGAAGAAGAUAUCGCAAGCGCGAGAAAAGCGUUUCACCUUCGUGCUGGCGGUGGUCAUGGGUGUGUUCGUGGUGUGCUGGUUCCCCUUCUUCUUCAGUUACAGCCUUUACGGGAUCUGCCGCGAGCCUUGCGAGAUCCCCGAACCUCUCUUCAAAUUCUUCUUUUGGAUCGGCUACUGUAACAGCUCCCUCAACCCCGUCAUCUACACCAUCUUUAACCAGGACUUUCGCAGAGCUUUCCAGAAGAUCCUCUGCAAGUCGUGGAAAAGGCCUUUUUAGAGGAGCAUAGAGAAGCGGUUGGGUGGCAUUAUGGCCAUAAUGGCUUAAAUGGUACCCUGGUACCCAUUUCAGGUGACAGACUGAGACAGAAAAGCCAUUGGAUGUUUACAAAAAAGAGGCAUCUCUUGUGCACAUUGUGGCAGCACUAUUCAGACAUCACUGCCCUCCCACCCACCUCACCACUACUACCACAACCACCAACACCACCAUGUCUAUGCCUUGACAAUCUGUCCACAACAUAGAUAUUCAUAACAAUCUGUUUUAUUGUAUAAGGCUCUGGGCUCUGUAAGGACAGCAGCUGUUGUGGACUGCGAGUACUUACAGUAGCAGGAUCCUUGAAAAACGCCCACCCGAAUCCGGGCAGCACUGUACUGUAUUUGCAGAAACAGGCUUAUCUUAAUUACAGCCACAGGCACUUCUGACUUAUCAAGAGACAUAUUUAUGAUGAGUUUGCACAUAUGGCUUUUCUCUUUGGGACUAGAGGGCUAUGUAAUAUGAAAGGCUAUUUCCUUUUGAAUGGAGACACAUAACACGAAAAGGGAAGAUGGAAAAACGAGUUAAGUGACUGGAAGCUGCUUCUCUCCAAGAGACUAAAACAAAACAGACACUGUUGGUUAAGGAGCAGGGCAUCUUCACGCCCUGCGGAGGGAUGUCACUGAAAGACUGAUGAGAUGUGGGGCUUGCUGACUAUUGCCAAGCAUCUCUUGAGGAAGCAAAAGCACUGGCAGAACAGGGCUUCAUUACCGUAACUGUCAGUCAACACAUGUGCUUUUUAUUCCAAACAACAAAACAAACAACACAAUGGAUUGCUGCUGAGACCCUUUACCAUUAAAUGCCAUUAAUGAGAAACGUACAGAAGAGGUAUUUGCAUUGUUUGUUCUAAUGUGUAUGAUCUUCUUCAACAAUACUACAAAACAAGUAUUUAUAUGACAUUACUGCUCUUCUCAAUUUGUUUAUGGAUUUCUAUACAACUGAUGCUGUGUUCUGUGCCCACGCUUGUCGGUUGUAUCAUGUUCUAUGUACUAUGAUGUUGCAUAAUGCAUAAACACUGUAUGAUAUACAUUACAAAGGGCAAAACCAUUUUUUUUUCUAAACGCACAUUUGUUUUCUGUUUGUUCGGAAAUGUCUCGCCCUUCUUGGGUAUUCAUUUCAUUCCUGUUUUCCAUCUCAUCUUCUUGUGAUAAAUCUGAAAUGACCUUCCGGUCGCCACAAGCACAUUUGACAAUGGAAACAAAAUCAACAAAUCAACAAAUAAAUUAAUUAUAACACUUCUACCUACAGCGACGA
Molecule: messenger RNA, 2920 nt
Organism: Astyanax mexicanus (Mexican tetra)
Lineage: Eukaryota; Metazoa; Chordata; Actinopteri; Characiformes; Acestrorhamphidae
Gene: adra2c
Product: adrenoceptor alpha 2C
Exons: 1
Coding region: 335-1633 (432 amino acids)
Biological process (GO): regulation of vasoconstriction; adenylate cyclase-activating adrenergic receptor signaling pathway; regulation of smooth muscle contraction
Cellular component (GO): membrane
Molecular function (GO): alpha2-adrenergic receptor activity
Source: RefSeq, a predicted model, not a curated record